AUGGCCCCGAUCACCCUGCCGCCGUCGUUCUACAACUCGUUCUGGUCCCCAGACUACAGGACCGGUCUCGACGUCCUCUUCCGCCAGCUCGAGGCUGGAUCCAUCGAGAACAAGGAUGUCGCGUCCUUCAUCGAGUGCUUCGCGCGCACGACGCACGCUUCCCUCGCCGAUCGUGACCAUUGCGAAUCUAUUCGUGGUCCAUUUCGCGCAGCCCGCACUCCGCUUCGCUCCGUGCUCGCCGCUAACACCCAGUCACAAGCCCGGGCGCACCACCAGCUCUCGGCGACGCUGAUGGAGCCGCCUCUGGGCGCGAACCGCCAGUCGACGUCGAGUCUGCAGCACACGCUCCUGACGCUGCGCGGCGGCAGCAGCGCACGCGGCGACGCACACCGCGCGCUCGCGAUCGAGCUCGAGGAGAAGAUCCUCGUCCCCUUCAACGUGUGGCGGUCGCGCCAUGACGAGCGCAUCGGCUCGUCCCGCGACGACAUGCUCGGCAAGAACGGCAGCGUUGCCGAGUGGGAGAAGAGCGCGCACCGGCUCAUGGGCCAAAACUACAUUGUGAAGAGCCGCGCGGCGGACGAUUCCGAGGACGACGCCAAGUUCGCGCCCGCCGUCAGCGCGCCCGCCGACUCGUACACGCCUUCGCCUACGAGGAACUCGACUGCGGCCGCGUCGCCCCUCCGCCGCUCUGGCACCGUUGCCGACCGUAUCAGCGAGAAGCUGCGCCAGGCCAGCGUGCCCUCGUCCCCGCUCAAGAGCAACCGCGACAGCGUCGAUGGAAGAAGUAGCUUGGGCUCGAUCCCCGAGAAGAAGGAGAAUGGCGCCAAGCAGCCGCCUCCCGCGCUCAAGCUCGACAACCUCGACAAGGCGCCUGCCGGCACCGAGUCGCCCGCGAGCCCCAAGGAGGACGCGUUCAUUCCCCCGACCGACCCGGACGGACAGCCGAUCAUGCAAUCGGACAUGCCGCCCCCGGUGCCCGGCAAGGAUGAGGCAGAGCUGCCGCCCCAGCCGCAAUCGCCUGUGCUGCUCUCGGGUCUCACGCUGUCGGCCAAGGACUUCCGCAACCUCCUCCUCCGCUUUGACCAAUACAUCCAGACGCACGCGGCAAUGGGCACGCAGAUCCAUGGCGACAUCAGCACUCGUGCGGCGCUCGCGAGCCGCCAGCGCAGCACCAUCAUCGGACAGUACGAGAGGACGUUUUCCGGCUUUGAGUUUGUCGACUGGCUCUCGCGCCACGUCGAGGGUUUCGGCGGCGAGUGGGACCGCUGCGUCGACGCUGCUGUCGAGUUGCACCGGAUGAACCACCUGAGCCGCUGCGGCGUCGGGCGCGGUUUCGAAGCGUCGGACGACACGUACUUCAUCCUCAAGAUUGACCCGCAGGACAACAUGGCGACGCUGCAGAACUCGCUGACAAGCUCGUUGAACAAUCUCAACAUGCCCAGCUACUCGACCAAGGACCUGUCGACGGCGAGCUCGAGCGCCAUGGCGUCUGCUUCUGCGCACAUCCCCGCGUACCUGAAAAACUACCUUCCCAGCUCGAUGGGCCACAGCGACGAGCCCGCCCACGUCCGGUUACGGCGAGAGGCCGGCAAGGCGGACAGCGCGUACCACGACGGGGUCCGGGAGACGGAGGCGCUGCGCCUCGAGCUCGAGGAGAAGAUUGAGCGUGGCUUGCGCGUGUGGGAGAAGUGGGAGCGGGAGCGUCUCGGCGUCGUCCGCGGCAUCCUGAAGCAGUACGAGGAGGCCCUCGCCAAGCUCCCCAAGCGUCUCGCCGAUCUGCAGGAGAGCGCGUCCCUCAGCGUCCAGGCGUUCAACCCCGAGGCAGACCUCAAGGCGCUGAUCGAGGGACACCGGACGGGUCCCUUCCGCCCCAGGCCGUACAUCUACGAGUCGGUCGAGAGUGACCUCCCCGACGUCAAUUUCGGUAUCGACCUGCGUCGCUGGUCGGGCGAGACGGCGUGGAAGUCGGUUGUCGCGCCCCCGCGCCCGAAGGACGCCAUCCCGGCCGUCCUCGAGGGUCUGCUCCAGGCCGCGACGGAACUCGGUGCCGCGCUCGACCCCGAGGAGCGCCGCCGUUCCUGGAUCUACGAGGUGCCGCUCGAGGAGCUCCACAUGCUGCGCGCAGCGGUUAACAGCCCGAUGCUGACUGCCGACGAGGUUGCGACGAUUGCGAAAAAGUUCAACUCGCCCAUCGUGUGCGGGACCGUCAAGCUGUGGCUCCUCGAGCUCAACCCGCCCGUCGUCGGCUGGGAGGGAUGGGAGGACGCCAAGGCCGUCUACCCCUCGAUCGGCGCGGACCUCGAGCGCGACACGAGCAGUGCGAUCAGCUCGGUGCUCGCCCGUCUCCCCGCGUCCCAGCUCUACACCCUCAACACGGUCAUCAAGUACUUCAAGGACACGAGCGCCGAGGCCGACAAGAUCUUCACGACCAAGCUCUCCUUAUCGACGGGCCGCUGCAUCCUGCGCCCGCAGUACGAGACGGAGCUCACGAUCCAGGACCGCACCCCCGGCCUCUUCCUGGCAGACAUGGUGGAGCACUACGACGACGUCUUCCCCGCCCUCCUCGAGAAGAAGAAGGCGCAGGCAGACCGCGUCAUGCCGUACCGCAAGCGCACGGCGCUGGUCGACCAGCGCAUUUCGCGCUCCGACCUGGCAAAGGACUUCGACCCGCAGGAACUCCUCGCGCAGCAGGCCAAGCGCGCCUCGCUCGGUAGUCCGACCAAGCCCACGGCGCCGGUCGUGACCACGCAGGUUGCCGAGCCGGAGGGUCUGGCCGCCUCCCCUGUCGAGCCAGAGUUCAAGACGCCCCUGGGCACGCCAGGCGAGAUCCUCCCCCGUCUCGCCGGCAAUGACCCUCCCGCCCGUGUCUGCAACUCCUGCCCCGGCCCCCGCCCCCGCUCCCGUCGCCGAGAAGACCGAAUCCCCCAUCGAGGCCACGAGCGGCCGCACCACGCCCUCCCGAAACACGAGGCGUCCCGUCUCCGCGGCCCCAAGGGCGCCCGAGGGCCUCGGCCUGCUCCUGGGCAUGGAAGCCAGAGGGGCAGCGUGAGCAAGAUUGCGGCGCAGUUUGAGAAUGGAGGAAAGUAG
Trichosporon asahii var. asahii CBS 2479 is the source of this 3087-nucleotide messenger RNA. RefSeq names its product GTPase activating protein. NCBI's taxonomy places the organism in Eukaryota, Fungi, Basidiomycota, Tremellomycetes, Trichosporonales, Trichosporonaceae. Bases 1 to 3087 code for a protein of 1028 amino acids. The record is from RefSeq and is a predicted model, not a curated record. Gene Ontology annotation, cellular component: cytoplasm; cell division site; plasma membrane. Gene Ontology annotation, biological process: cytoskeleton organization; small GTPase-mediated signal transduction. The transcript has 5 exons. Gene Ontology annotation, molecular function: GTPase activator activity.